AUGUCCUCAAAUGCUAGUCGCGGGCCAUCGCAUAGUGGUUUCCUACAUGAAUAUGCUCCCAGACUUGUGGCAUUCGAGUUCACCCCACCAACAGGGGGGAUCAAUAUGACAAACAGCCUUAUCUUCAUAGGCGGACUGACAGAUGGAUUUUCCACUGUUCCCUAUGUGUCCAAGCUAGCUAACGCUCUAGAGGACACCGACUGGUCGGUCUUCUCUACCCUACUUUCGUCCUCCUAUGCCGGAUGGGGAGUCGGAAGCCUUGAUCGCGAUGUAGAAGAAAUUGGGCAAUGUGUGCGGUUUGUUCGCGAUCUCAAGGCGUCGCGCCAACCCGGUGCAGUGACAACAGCCGGAAAGAUUGCGAUCAUGGGGCAUUCGACUGGAAGCCAGGACGUACUCCACUACCUUUAUUCGCCGAAUCCCUUGCCGCGGAAGGAGUUUGGUUUUGGCAUUCAGCACUUGGUCCGCCCUGCGCUGGAUGGUGCUAUUCUACAAGCGCCUGCCUCUGAUAGAGAGGGUCUGCAAGCUAUUAUCGAUGCUUCUCCAGAGCCCGACGAGCUCAGAAAAGUCUACGAUCAGCUUGUGCGCUCGGCCAAGGAGCAUCCAUACACAUCAGAUAAGAACGACUCAAUCCUCCCAAUGAACCUGACUGCGAAGCUUUCUUAUCCGGCCGACACGCCUCUUAGUGCCCGGAGAUUCUUGAGUCUAGUCAGUCCUCAUAGCCCCGACGACCCAUCUGAUGACGAUCUCUUCAGCUCGGAUUUGAGUGAUAAGCGUUUGCAGGAGACCUUUGGCAUGGUGGGUACGCAGGGCAUUAUCACGUCAAAGCUAUUGGUUUUGUAUUCUGGAGAAGAUGAAUAUUGCCCGCAUUGGGUGGACAAGGAAAAGCUAUUGCGGAGAUGGCAGCAAGCCAUCGAAGCGGGAGGCGCCAAAUGGGAUACAAACAGCGGGAUCGUUCCUGAAGCCAGCCACAAUGUUCAUGCCGAAGGUCAGCAGGAUCUCAUUGAUCGAGUUCUACGAUACCUCAAGGCCCUCUGA
This is a messenger RNA of Penicillium roqueforti, 1035 nucleotides long. RefSeq lists its product as uncharacterized. The coding region runs from base 1 to 1035 and encodes 344 amino acids. The record is from RefSeq and is a predicted model, not a curated record. Lineage: Eukaryota; Fungi; Ascomycota; Eurotiomycetes; Eurotiales; Aspergillaceae. The transcript has 2 exons.